Molecule: messenger RNA, 855 nt
Organism: Strongyloides ratti
Lineage: Eukaryota; Metazoa; Nematoda; Chromadorea; Rhabditida; Strongyloididae
Product: Globin-like domain and Globin, structural domain-containing protein
Exons: 4
Coding region: 1-855 (284 amino acids)
Molecular function (GO): heme binding; oxygen binding
Source: RefSeq, a predicted model, not a curated record
AUGAAAUCUCAAAAUUUUUUAUUCCCAACAGCUCCCAGAACAACAAGGUCAUUAAGUCCUCAACCACAAAAAAUUAAUAAAUUAUUAUCACCAAGUUUUACAGCUUUAUAUCCUAAAGCAUUUGAUGAUAAUUCAAAGAAUUUUUUACCUGAAGGAGGAUCAGGAAAAUUAGAAAGAUCUAAUUCUAUUGUCCCUCCAAGAUUGUCAAUAUCUUUGUGUCCAAAUUUAACUACAAGUCAAAUAAUGUCAAUCAAAAAAUCUUGGAAACAUAUUAAUACAAAAGGAUUGUUUAAUGUUUUGAGACGAUGUUACCAAAGAUGUCAAUCCUGUUGUCCAAAUGUAGCAAAAGUAUUUUCAACUGAAAACAUAAAAAAACAACAAAAUAUAUAUAGCUGUGGAGUGUCGGAACAUACAAAAUAUUUUAUAUCUCUUUUAGAUCGUAUAAUUGAUAACGAACCAAAUAUUGAACAUGAAUUGAGAAAUGUCGGAAAGGAGCAUGCUAAAUUAUAUGAAGAGUAUAAGUUAAGUAUUACUGAUAUAGAAAGAUUGGGUGAAAUAAUUGCUGAUGUAUUUCUUAAACUUGAUGGUAUAAGACAAAAUAAAGAAACAAGCAAAUCAUGGAGAAUAUUAAUAGCAUCAAUUAUUGAUGAAGUAAGUGUUGGAUAUGAAAGUGAAUUACGACUUUAUAGAAGAAAAAGUGCUAUUGUUUAUGAUAAUAGUAAUUAUAAUGCUUAUAAACAUUCAUCACCUAUCAAUAAUUCAGAAUAUUCUCCAUAUCGGCAGGAAUCAUAUAUGUCUGAAGGAACAUGUAAUAAUCAAAUUGAAAGGUUAUGCAAAAAAGUAGAAGAAUUUUAG